Cyanidioschyzon merolae strain 10D is the source of this 1692-nucleotide messenger RNA. RefSeq names its product eukaryotic translation initiation factor eIF-2B gamma subunit. The transcript has a single exon. The coding region runs from base 1 to 1692 and encodes 563 amino acids. Gene Ontology annotation, biological process: cytoplasmic translational initiation; biosynthetic process. Gene Ontology annotation, molecular function: guanyl-nucleotide exchange factor activity; translation initiation factor activity. The record is from RefSeq and is a predicted model, not a curated record. NCBI's taxonomy places the organism in Eukaryota, Rhodophyta, Bangiophyceae, Cyanidiales, Cyanidiaceae. Gene Ontology annotation, cellular component: guanyl-nucleotide exchange factor complex; eukaryotic translation initiation factor 2B complex.
AUGACAAACGCAGCGGAAACAGAUGCAAGAGACAGAACCCGUCGAGGCUCGUUUGCUGAGUUUCGCGUUGUGCUUCUCGCCGGGGAUGUUGGGUCGCGCAUGCGUCUCUUCACGGACGCUGUCCCAAAGUGUUUGCUACCCAUAGGCAAUCGGCCGAUGCUCUUCUACGCGCUGUACACGAUCGAACGCAACAGCAUUCCGGAGGUUACGCUAGUCACCACGGAGCGCGCACUCGAACGCGUCACGUCCUACGUGGAGGAACUCUACGGGAACGAUCCAGCGGUUAUGGCGCUUCGGAGCUCAAGGUCAUCGCAGCCGGAUCUGCAUGUUUGCAUUGAGGCGGUGCCGGCUGAACUGGGCAGCGGUGAAGCGCUUCUAAAGGUCACGAAAUACCUUGACGCUGAGGACGUGCUCGUUGUCAGUGCCGACACGUUCGGACUCUGGGAUUUAGCAUCGCUGGCAACAACGCAUCGGGUCACUGGGGCUACCUGGACAAUGAUGCUAGCCAACGCAAAGUUCGGAGCCAAGAGCGACCACAACAAGCGUUCUGCCAAGUCGCUGGGGCCUGCCCACGGCUCAAGCACGGCUGCCGAUCAGAUGGCCAUCGGCACGCCUAGUCGAGACUGUAUCGUCGUCGACGAAGUUACGCAGCGAAUUCUGUACUUGAAACCGGAUGUAGGCGCUUUCGGGAGCGCGGAUAACAUUCGCCUACCGGGGGAUGCGCUGCAAGCGGUCGGCCCGAUGAUGAUCCACCGCGAUCUGCUGGACCUGCACAUCUACUUGUUUCGAAAAACGGCACUAGAGCUGCUUAGCGUGCGACCGCAAUUGACAAGUUUGCGCGCAGACCUGUUACCAUAUCUGGCCCGCAACCAGUUUGUACUUGAGAGGAGGCUUGCGCGUGCCCUAGGAUCCGAGAUGACGGGUGGAAGGGAGUCGCCGCUGCGAACGGCGUGGCAGCGAUACCGGAAUGCGCCCGCUGGCAGCGCUUCUCGAGUCCGAUCGGUAUCACCACAUCGAAAAAGUGGUGAGAAAGACAAUUGCUGGCUGCCGAGCCUGGAGCCUCUGCCUCUGCACAGUAUCAUGAUUGGUCAGAGCCAAACUGACUCAGUGCGCCACGGACCCGUAAGUAUUCGAUGCCAGGGGUGUUUCAGCGCUCCCGAGGCAGGUCGAAUUAUUCGAGUUAAUACAAUCAGCGCCUACAUAGAGGCUAAUCGCCUCGUAGCUGCGGGCGUGGUAUACGGCGACCUCAGAGGCGCUAGCGCCGUCACGCCAAAACGAUGGUGCAGCGAGGCGGCAACGCAAGGAGGUACAGUGCAGAUCACUGGAAAGAACGAAGAGACACAGGCCACGCGCGGGGAACAAGCUUCGGCGCGCGUUCAUAUCGCAAAGGAUUGCUUGAUAGCGGCGGAGGGUGUCGAAAUAUCUCCAGGAUCUACGAUCAAAAACCAAACCGUGGUGCAUGUACACACGAUCGUCGGUAGGCGGUGCAAGCUGAGUGCCUGCAUUAUUAUGGAUCAUGUUAGGAUCGGAAAUGAAUGCCUGCUCCAGAACUGCGUCGUCGGGAGUAACGCGCAGAUCCACGACCGUUGCCAGCUACGCGACUGUCUCGUUGGACCCGACACGGAAGUGCCCGCUGGUACGAUCGAAACCGGUGAAGUGUUCACGCGCGCCGAUAUCCCUUUGGUGGAUUGA